AAACGAGCGGCUGUCUUUGUACUCUUUCCAUCUCGCUCGACGUUGACCGACUGUAUUUGUCUUUCUUCUCACCGCCUCGACCCCCGAAAUGGUCUCUGCGAGUUUCGCUGAUCGUCCGCUGAAGACGCUGGUUCUGUUCGACAUGGAUAACACGCUGACUCCAGCUCGCCAAAAGGCUUCCCUGGAGACGAUGCAAUUGCUUCGCUUGCUGCGCAAGAAAGCUGUUAUUGGCGUUGUUGGAGGCUCUGACUUUGUCAAGGUCUCCGAGCAGCUGUCUGUGGCGGGAUCCACAGUGCUAGAGGAGUUCGACUACACCUUCGCUGAGAAUGGCUUGACGGCGUAUAAAAUGGGGCAGAGCUUGCCGUCGCAGUCGUUCAUCAACUUCCUUGGUGAAGAGCGGUACAAGAAGCUGGUGAACUUCAUAUUGCACUACAUUGCGGAUCUUGACAUCCCGAUCAAGAGGGGGACAUUCGUUGAAUUCCGCAGGGGCAUGAUCAACGUCACUCCACUUGGACGCAAUGCAACGACCGCCGAGCGACACGAGUUUGAAGCGUAUGACAAGCAAUAUGGAAUCCGGACAGCUUUCGUAAAGGUCCUCGAGGAGAAGUUCCCCGAUUACGGCCUCACCUUCUCCAUCGGCGGCCAAAUAUCAUUUGACGUCUUUCCUACUGGAUGGGACAAGACCUACUGUUUGCGUCAUGUCGAGGACGAACAAUUUGACGAAAUUCAUUUCUUCGGAGACAAGACCCACAAGGGUGGGAAUGAUCACGAGAUAUAUUCCGACUCACGGACUAUCGGACACUCAGUUACGAGCCCUGCAGACACCAUCCGUGUCGUAAAGGAACUCUUCUUCCUGGACUGAUUAAUGCAACAGACUCGCGAACGGAGUAUGGACGGACCGUAGCCCGACGUGAUGGGUGUCACAGUCUGGCCUAGUUCCGGUAAACAGCUGUGAUCAAGGCCUAGGGUAAAUUAAAUGUGCUCGUAGUUUAUGUGACUGUGACUGUGAUCAUGGAGUCAACCUUGACUUCUUGGACAAUGAAAUUUAUGGCCAACAUAUGGGAUUGAUAGAAAUCUUGCUGUAGCAAGCU
Molecule: messenger RNA, 1091 nt
Organism: Laetiporus sulphureus 93-53
Lineage: Eukaryota; Fungi; Basidiomycota; Agaricomycetes; Polyporales; Laetiporaceae
Product: eukaryotic phosphomannomutase
Exons: 7
Coding region: 89-862 (257 amino acids)
Biological process (GO): mannose metabolic process; protein N-linked glycosylation; GDP-mannose biosynthetic process
Cellular component (GO): cytosol
Molecular function (GO): phosphomannomutase activity
Source: RefSeq, a predicted model, not a curated record